This is a messenger RNA of Argiope bruennichi, 3485 nucleotides long. RefSeq names its product RNA-binding protein 33-like. Lineage: Eukaryota; Metazoa; Arthropoda; Arachnida; Araneae; Araneidae. The transcript is spliced from 4 exons. The record is from RefSeq and is a predicted model, not a curated record. Bases 203 to 2251 code for a protein of 682 amino acids.
UAGUUUUAGUUUGGCUUCAGUUAUAUCCUCUUGCUCAGUUUGGUUGCACUUCCAUCCCUUAUAUUCUCUGUGCCAACUCAUUUGUGGACUUACUUAUCGUUUGCAAUUCUGCUAGUCUCGGGAAGCAGGCUAACUUGAAGUCGGCCGAGGAUUUUUGUACAUAGAGAACAGGUAUUCCAUGAGAAAUUAAAAACCGACAGUCAUGAAGUUAGCGUGGGUGUUUUGUCUGCUCCUGGCAGGAAAGCUGUCUAAUGCCACUCCAGCCGAUGAGGGCACACCUGGCGAGUCCAACAUGGGCUCCUCCGGUUACAUGAUGGCCUUCCCAAUGGACGACGAUCAAGUAGCUGAGGAGACUGCCCAGGAAGCUGUUAAGAUGCUGGCUGAAUCUCUGGUCUCUGAUGAUGACGAUGAUGAAUCCACUGAUGACAGUGAUGAUAAAAAGCCAGAGGAAACUGUUGCAGAAGAAAAGAAGGAAGAUCAAACAGAGCAACCUGAACCAGUUGGUAUCCUUCAAGCCGAGCUUGAAGCUGAAGAAGCCGAGAAGCCAGCUUUACCCCAAAGACCAUUCUUCAAGAGACCAAAGAUUGAAGAACUCAGAAAGAUCCUUGGCUUUCCACCAAAUGAGGGAGCUGCUGCCAAAUCCAAACCUUUUCCCACAGAGAAACCUAAAGUAUUCCAAGGACUUUUCAGCAAGCCAAAGCCAAAAUUAGAAGUAUCAUCACAACCCUCCCCUCUUGGUGGUCUCCAAUUCAAUUUAAGACGGGAAGACAGGAUGAGACCUUUCGGUUUUCCCAUGUUGCCCUUGAAGAGGGAUGAUGGUUUCAGACCAUUUGGAAUCCCAGAUCUCGUCCAGGCUGCCUCCAGUCUACUCCGUAGGGCCAUAGUCGAUGAUAACAUGGAAAAUGACAUCAGCAAAGAUGACAAGGAGGAAGAAGAAAAUGUUAAUGAGAACACCCAAGAAGAUAACGACGACGAUGAAGAAGAGGAUGAAUCUCUAAUGAUUGUACCCAUCCCUGAUUCUAAAGAAAACAACAUGGAGAGACCUCCACUUUUCAGAAGAUUCCCCAUUCCUCUACCUUUCCAACUUCCCAACAAGCCUGCUCAGCAGCAAAGCAGACCACGACUUCCUUUCCCACCACUUACCCCUGUAGCUUUCUUCCUUCCUAUUGCUCAACAAAUCAUGCAAAAUAUCCGCCAUUCUCAACCCCGAUCCCAACCUCCCAUGAUUCCCAUCCAUCCACCACAACAGAAUUUUGUUCCAAUGCAGACACAAAUCCCAAUUAUGCCUGCCCACCACAUGCCCCAGCAGCAACAGAUCAUUCCCAUACCUACACAGCAACAUCAGUUUAUUCCCAUGCCCUCACAGCAGCAACAUCAAUUCAUCCCUAUGCCCCAACCAAUGUUCCAUCAGCAACAAUUCAUUCCCAUCAUUCCCCUCCCACAGGCAUCCUACCAAGCACCCCUACUAACACCUUUGCUACCUAACAUGCAACAGCGACCCAUCAUGCGCCAAAUGCCCCGCAGGAUGCCAAUGCAUGCUCCACAACCCCAAAUACUGCAACAGCGACAACAACCUCGUAGAUUACCUAUUCCUCAACCCAUCAACCGCGUUGCAGCACCACAUCCCAUGCAUCAGCAAAUCAUCUCUCGUCCUCUCCAUGCUGCUAACACCCGUCCCAUGCAGAGAAUGGUACGACCUCCCAUGCCACCGGUUAAUCCUAUUUUCUUCAUGAUGCCAGUUCCUAACAUGCCAAUGCCAAUGGCUCAACAACAUGUACCAGUAUACCACAAGCCUCAGCACAUUCCAAUGAUGCCUCAGAAUCAUCGUCAGAUGAUGUCAGCUCCAGAAGAAGAAAGAGUCAUUUUUGUACGACCUGAUCAGGAGGAACAAGAUGAUGAUCAGGAGGUAUUGAUCCUGGUUCCCAGUGAUGAGGUUGAAAUGAUGCAAAGACCCCCACAACAGUUUAUGCCACAACAGUUUAUGCGACAAGUACCUACACCUGUAAUCAGCCCUCUCCAGAAAAUCAGGCUUCUUCGUGACUUGCUGCUGGCUAGGCAGGCCAACCGACAAGCAGGUAUGGUACCUCAAAACCGAGCCCCCAGGGUAGUUGAAAUCGUUCAACAACAGCUGAGGAUCUUUCCAGCCCACCAUCAUCAACAACAACAACCUCAGAUGUUUCAUCCUCAAUUCCAGAGAGCAGAUCCAAGCGAACUACAUCCUGUAUAUGUACCUUAUCCAGGCCCACAGUAAAAACAGUUAGACAGCAGCUGAGGACACAUCACCACCAUCGAUAAAAGCAGCUGGUUUAUCCUCAGCUGCAGAGAAGGGUAUCCAGCGUCUGGUGUGCACAUUCCUUAUUUGGGAUUACUGUAGAAAGCAACAGAGAGAAAAUUGGAAAUCUUCUCUUUGUACUUAGAGGAUUAUUCAUAGAAAAAUGAAUCGCAUAAAAAUAAACAAAUUAUACUCUUACCAUCAUCAUCUGAGAAUUGAUUUGUCUCGUCAGAUUAAUUUGGCAGCAGGGAUGCCAGAUUAAUAUACGAUUGUAAUCUCCUUUUUCACAUUGAGAAAAGGUUGAAAAAAUAUUUUUUUUUAUUCUUUAGGUUUUUUCAGUUAUAUUUCACAUUCUAUAAUACUGAAUACAAAGGAAAAAGAAAUGUUUCAAAACUGGAAAUCAGAUUAGCCAAACAUGUUUUUAAGUUGCAAGUUUAAAUAUCAUUUUUGCAAAGAGGGAUAUAUAUAUGCGUGAAAUUUAUGCACAAGUUUUAUUGUUGUGCUCAUGAUGUAAAUAUUAUGUAAAUCUGGCAUCCCUGUUCACAAAAAAUUAGUCAUGUAUAGAUAACUUUUUCAUCAUUUCCAAUAAUAAGUGCAAUGCAUUGUUUUCUGUUUAAAUAUUAUAAAAAUUUAUACUUGCACGUUUGAGUAAAAGAUCAAAAUAAGUUGUGGCUUCAUCUUAUUAUUUUCUCAUCAAUUAAAUAAUGAAUCUCAAAUCAAUUAAUCAAAAGUUGAUAUUUUAUAAUUUUUUAAUUAAAAAAUAUUUUUUAUUAUAUAACUUUUCAUUUAAAUUUUGAAGAAAAGAAAAUGAGAAAAUUGCAAUUUGUUCAAAUUUAAAACUAAAAAGUAAAGUUUAUAAACUGUAAUAUAUAUAUAUAUAUAUACUUGCGAGAUGGUUUCUUGUUGUAUUCAAAAAUGUUUAAGAUUUUAAAAUGGUCAUUCAUCUGUUUUGUAAUUGUCGAUUACGAAAUUUGGAAUAAUCAUUAGUCGCUGAAACUUGAUGUAAAACAGAGCCAAUCUUUCAUGCAAUCAACGCACAUUUUAGAGGUCCUCCUUGUGACUUGAGCAAGAAUUUGUUCGUCGCCAAAUUUGGCGGAGUCUCAUAGAAAAUAUCUUUCAAUACUUAUUCAAUCAAGACUGGUCCUUAUGAUUGUUAAGGAAUCAGAAAAUGUAUUAUGUAAAAUAAAAUUCCAUUUUUUUUAUUUCCCAAAAA